AAGAUUCGUCGCUACAACCGCAAUGCCGCCUACGAACAAGAACUGCACAGAGAAGCCAACAGAAGAGCGGUUGUCAGGGCCAAGCGCCAGGUAAGACAAGUCCCAGUUGACACCAAUAUCACCGACGCUUGUUAUUGUUGUGGCAUCAUGUGACAUUAUCGUGUUCAGGGCAGGGUUGGGGAGUGGGGGAAAAAAAAGGUUUGAACGUGUUGGAUAUGAUUAGUUGGAUGUUUCACAAAUUUAUGGCAGUCGCUCUCUGAAGACAUCACUUAAAGACAUAUGUUCAGACUUUUUUUUUAGAAUAGAGCGAAUCCCAAUUCUCUAGUCAUAUAUUACUGAAUUUAUAUCUUUCUUGAACUCACUGACCUUUCCAGACGUCUUAUAGUAUAAUUCGAAACCUAUUCAGUGUCUUUCUUGACCGCAGUGAUUUUUUUAAAAGACGUUUAUAGGAUUAAAGCGAAGCCCAAUCUUCUAGCUUAAAACAACUGAAUUCAUAUUUUUGUUCCUGUCACUGACCUUCCUUCAUGCCUUGAACUCACUGACAUUUCCUCCAUGACUUGAACUCACUGACUUUUCCUCCACGACUUGAACAAACUGACCUUUCCUCCACGACUUGAACUCGCUGACGUUUCCUCCACGACUUGAACAAACUGACUUUUCCUCCACGACUUGAACUCACUGACCUUUCCUCCACGACUUGAACUCGCUGACCUUUCCUCUACGACUUUAACUCGCUGACCUUUCCUCCACGACUUGAACUCACUGACCUUUCCUCCACGACUUGAACAACCUGACCUUUCCUCCACGACUUGAACAAACUGACCUUUCCUCCACGACUUGAACUCACUGACCUUUCCUCCACGACUUGAACAAACUGACCUUUCCUCCACGACUUGAACUCACUGACCUUUCCUCCACGACUUGAACUCACUGACCUUUCCUCCACGACUUGAACUCACUGACCUUUCCUCCACGACUUGAACUCACUGAUCUUUCCUCCACGACUUGAACUCACUGACCUUUCCUCCACAACUUGAACAAACUGACCUUCCUCCCAUGACUUAAACUCACUGACCCUUCCUCCCAUGACUUAAACUCACUGACCCUUCCUCCCAUGACUUAAACUCACUGACCCUUCCUCCCAUGACUUAAACUCACUGACAUUUCCUCCAUGACUUAAACUCACUGACCCUUCCUCCCAUGACUUAAACUCACUGACCCUUCCUCCCAUGACUUAAACUCACUGACAGUAUCUGGUGAAACCAAAUCAAUUUUCAGAUGGUAUAUUUGCUUAUGAUGCGACGUUCUUACACCCUUUCUGUGAUUGAAUGUCAGACGAGGACGUUUCUGCUCUAAGAUGUUGGAUUUUCAUCUGUGUUGUAUGUGUGUAUGUUGUGUGUAUUUGGUAUUUUGUAUGUGUAUAUUUAGUCUAUGUUGUAUGUGUGUAUUUUGUCAAUGCUGUUUGUGUGUAAUUGAUCCGUGUGUAUUUUGAUGAGUCCCCAUGUAAGAAAGACGUAAGUGGUCACGUUUAUCCUCUUUUCUGCAAGUGCGAAUGUCCUGUUAAUUCACUGCUGUACGUUGUAUCACUCUAGGCGAGCAGCAAAGCGAGAGAGCGCCUCCAGCAGCAGAGAGAUCUCUCCCAGGAUGGGGACAAUGACGACGCCGUCUUGGACGAGUCGUGGGAACUCCCCGAGACGAAAUCCAACAGCGCGGUUAAAAAGAGCGGUCAAGGUCAAGGGGUCAAGACCCCGGGAAAUAAGGGGAGCUCCAAGAACUCGUCCGUCACGGCUACCGGCGGCAAGAACAGUUCGUUGUCAAGAGUGUCCGGACCUUCCACCUCGGGGGGUCAGCACAAGGAGGAUUAUGAAUCAGACGUGGAGAACGUGCCGGAAGAUUUGGUGGCCGAAAUGGCUUCUGAUGAC
Lymnaea stagnalis (great pond snail) is the source of this 1922-nucleotide messenger RNA. Lineage: Eukaryota; Metazoa; Mollusca; Gastropoda; Lymnaeidae. The record is from the annotation of a GenBank genome assembly.